AUGGAUGGGCAGAAGAUUUCCAACAACGGUUCGUUUCAGGUCGGCUCCCAGGACGAGCGCCUUUCUUUCCAGCACCUCGUGAACUUGAAGUUUCCUGGCGACAAGGUUGAAAUGCGGGUGGUUCGUGAAGGGCGUGAGAUCUGUUUGGCCGUGCCUGCCUACCCGAUUCCAUGCCUCGUGCCUCGGGAGGUUCAUGACCGGCUGCAGUCUUGGUUUCUUUACGGUGGCAUGCUCUUCUUGCCCUUGACCUCGCCAUAUUUGCAGGAGUGGGGCGAGCAUUGGCGGGAGGAUGCCCCAGUCGAGCUCGCGAAUCUCGUCUCGGAGGGCUUCCGCUCCGUCCCCGAAGAAGAGGUUGUCGUCCUCAGCAAGUGCUUCCCAUCCAAGCGUACGGCAGGCUAUGGGUACCUCAAUGACCGGAGGGUGCUCAAGGUGUGCGGCCAGCCCGUCGUAAACCUCCAGCAAAUGUAUUCGCUCAUCCAGGAGUUGCAUCCGCAGCGCAAGUUUCUGGAGUUUUCUCUGCAAGCGUUGGGAGCCGAUGCAUACUGCGCCGUAGACACCGAUACAGCAGAGUCGAUCACCGAGGAUGUGAUGCGAGUCUACCGGAUUCCCAGCAUGGCUUCCGCAGACCUGCUGGAACUGCGAAGCGCUACUGGUAGCACUUCCAACGGACGUGCAGGAUCCGAGGAGCUGGUACAUUGA
Symbiodinium sp. CCMP2592 is the source of this 699-nucleotide messenger RNA. NCBI's taxonomy places the organism in Eukaryota, Dinophyceae, Suessiales, Symbiodiniaceae. The record is from the annotation of a GenBank genome assembly.